AUGGAAGCACGCUUAUUCCUUCCUCUUCUCUUCAAAAGGUUCGCUAACCUGAAUACCCUCAACCUCAAACACUUUUUGGAUCACCGCAACCUUGACGAUCUUCUCAACCAACUCUCAAAUUUCCCAUUGAAACUCACAUCACUCAAACUCGACGAAUGCUACUUUCCCACAGAUGGGUUGCAAGCUCUCUCCCAAAAUAUUACAACUUUGACCUCUCUCAGUUGUUACUGUGUUUAUUUUUUCGAGAACAGUCUGACAGACAUUGUUGAUUGUUUCCCUUUGCUCACAAAACUCAUCAUCUAUUUCCCUUUGGUCGCCUAUGACAAUCAGACUAACUUCGUUAAUACAAUUCACCGUCUGCUAUCCAAGUCUCCAUGUAUACAACAUUUGGAACUUUGUCACAUUACUAGUCUAAAUGAUCAACAUGUUGUUGAUUUCUCUUUGUUUCUUGGUAAUUUGGUAUCUAUAAACCUUUGUGGUGGUUAUCUCACAGAAACAACCUUUUUUUCACUCGUUAGAAACUGUCCUUUGCUUACCGAGAUUAAAAUGGAAAACACAUGUAUUGGGAAAGAGACUGUUGGGCAUUCUGGUGUAUACCCUCAGUUAAACUCUCUCUAUUUGGGUACAAAUUACUGGUUAAUAGAUGAAAUAAUCAUAAUGUUUACUUCCAUUUUCCCCAAUUUACAGCUACUUGAUUUGACACGUUGCUCACAAAUAUCUGAAGGUAUUUGUCAAGUUUUAAAGAAAUGUUGUAAGCUUAAACAUUUGAACUUAGCUUUCUGUUCAAAAGUGAAACUACAUGGAAUGAACUUUGCAGUUCCCGAGCUGGAGGUGUUGAACUUGUCAAAUACAAGCGUUGAUGAUGAAACUCUUUCUGUGAUCUCAAAGAAUUGUUGUGGGCUUUUGCAAUUACAACUUGAUAAUUGUAAAAAUGUCACAGAAAAGGGUGUGGAACAUGUGGUAGAAAACUGCACACAAUUGAGAGAGAUUAAUUUGGGGGAUAUUGAUGUAAGUGACGAAAAUAGGGAACUUCUAUUGCGUCGUGGAUGCCGUAUUUGCUAG
Molecule: messenger RNA, 1062 nt
Organism: Medicago truncatula (barrel medic)
Lineage: Eukaryota; Viridiplantae; Streptophyta; Magnoliopsida; Fabales; Fabaceae
Product: F-box/LRR-repeat protein 3
Exons: 1
Coding region: 1-1062 (353 amino acids)
Biological process (GO): SCF-dependent proteasomal ubiquitin-dependent protein catabolic process
Cellular component (GO): SCF ubiquitin ligase complex
Source: RefSeq, a predicted model, not a curated record